UAUUUUACUAAAAUCUUAAUUUAACAUUUCAGUUUACCUUAACAAUGGCUAUCCUUAAGCAUUUCUUCCCAUUUCUAAUGCUGAUUAUUUACUUGACUUCAGUGACAGCUGAUACACAAAUAUACAUUGAUAGUCCAAUCAUUGAUCGACAUUCACCAUUCUAUGAUGAUAUCAAUGGUGCAGGACCCAUGUAUGUAGAAGGAGGCAAGCCGAUGGCUAAAUCAGAUGCAAAAUCAAAAUGUUGCAAUAACCAUCCUAAACUUGGGAAAUGUAUUCCUGGGGAAGAUGAUAACCCUGACAAAGAUGGAAAAUGUUGGAAUUACUGCAUUGCUAAUUGUGAGAGAGGAGGUGUUUGUAAACUGAUGUCGGGUGGUCACCAUGAAUGUCAUUGUGUUUAUUAAUUUCCAAUUUUCAUCCAAAUAAACUAAUAAAUCAUAUGUCGGCAUAGUUAUGAGAUAA
Molecule: messenger RNA, 459 nt
Organism: Gossypium arboreum
Lineage: Eukaryota; Viridiplantae; Streptophyta; Magnoliopsida; Malvales; Malvaceae
Product: defensin-like protein 21
Exons: 2
Coding region: 45-401 (118 amino acids)
Biological process (GO): defense response to fungus
Cellular component (GO): extracellular region
Source: RefSeq, a predicted model, not a curated record